ACUCCCACAGACGCAUGUGAGCGCAGGAUUCAAACCCAGAGCGAAUAAAGACGGCGCCGAGAUCAAAGGGAAAAGCAGCGAAAUGGGGUUGCAGGCCCUUUAAGAGGAGCCGAGCGGGGAGGGCUGUGCAUCCAUAAAAGAUGAGUUUAUUCAGUGGCCAUGCUAAGACAUGGUUAGAGCGCCUCUGCACUCCAGUGUGGCUCUCGCAGCAUCCCAGUCCGACCGAUCGAACGCCGGCCGAGGCAUGGACGCCAUAAAGGGAUAAAACUGUACGGGAAAGCGACGGGAAGCAACAGCAGAAGAGCGAAUGGGGAAGAAAGAAGAGGUUGAAAGAAGAUCAGAGGGAAAGUGACGGUGCAGUAGAGGACAGGAAACAGGUGCAUCAAGGCGGAGAAUGGGCAAUUCCUCCUUCCCAGGCAUGUCCCCUCUCUCUCCGUCCAUUCUGUAGUUGCAGGUCGAGAGAAGAGAAAGGGUCCCAUGAUCUCUGCCGGUGAUGCCGAGUUCCCGCGGGAUUACCACACGCUGGCUGCCGGCGGCGGCCGCGGGGCCCGGCGGUUCCCCGACACCACCAACGGCGGCUUCACGUCGUCCUCGCUGGACCGCCGGCACAACUCGGUGGCCGCUAAGAGCCUGGAGGCGCUGAACAGCAUCCACAAGGCCGACAUCGAGCGGCAGCGGGACGCCCUCAUGGACCUGCAGAAGAACAAGUACUCCAACAGCCCCGGCAGCAUGUCGCAGGGCUCUGCUGCUGCAGGACGACAGCAACAACCAAACUACUGGAGCUUCAAGACUCGGACGCCUCGUGUGACUCGACUCAGCCCAACUCAGCCAGCCCUCGCCGACCAGGCCAGCAGGGUGUCCUUCGCCUCAGCUGAAAAUCUGGAGACCAUGUCGGAGCCCGACAUCCCCAUCGGAUUCAACCGGAUGAACCGGCUUCGCCAGAGCCUGCCGCUGGCCCGUUCGUCCAGCCAGGCCAAGCUGAGAGCGCCAGGGAUCUUGUUCCUCCAGCUGGGGGAGGAGACCCGCCGGGUUCACCUGACCCAUGAGCUGACCAGCCUGGACACUCUGAGGGCGCUGAUCGUGCACAUGUUCCCCCAGAGGCUCACCAUGGCCAUGCUCAGGUCUCCCAGCACGGCGCUGCUGAUCAAAGACGAGACCAGGAACGUCUUCUACGAGCUGGAGGACCCGCGGGACGUUCAGGACCGCUGCGUAAUUAAGAUUUACUGCAAAGAGCCCAUCUACGGCACCUACCCCGGACACCACAACCCUCACCUGGCCAACGGAGACCUCAGAAGAGAGAUGGUUUACGCUCCCCAGGACUCUCCACCAAACCGCCGCCUGAGCAACCCACCCAUGUCUUCCCAGCAUUCGUCGGCCUCCGCCUCGCCUCCUCAGGGCUCACCGUCUCGAGCCCGUCUCCUCUACAGCGGCGGUAGACCUUCUUCCUACGCCGGGCCUCCCCACCACACCCACUCCCUGCCUCACCCGCACUCCCAGUCCCACCACUCUUCUCCCCACCAGCAGCCUCAGCUCCACCAGCCCCACCACAACCAGCCGGCCUUCUGCGCCUCCUCCAGCGCCAUCCUGGAGCGCAGGGAUGUGAAGCCCGACGAUGAAGUGGGGGGAUCCAGGAGCAUGGUGCUGCUGCGGGGAGAUGAGCGCGGUGGAGGUGGGAUCUAUGCGGACCCCUACUCCCUGGGCCCGGACACCAGUCGGCUGAGUCUGGCUGGAGGUCCUCACUCCCCUCUGCCGGCCAGAGCCGACCCCUACGGUUCCUUAUACCGCCGUGGAGGAGGAGGUGGAGGAGGAGGUGCUGGAUCAGUGCGUUCACUCACCUCCUACUCUGCAGCUGCCUUACAAGGAGAGCUGAUGGAAAGCGGUGCCCUCUACAGGCCGGGAGGUCCGCUUUAUAACGACGCCUACGCUGCAUCGGUGUUGGCCAUGGGGCUGCGAGUGCCACCGCCGUCCUCCCCACAGAAGAUACCCGAUGUAAGGGAUCCUUACGGAGGCACCAUGCCAGCUCGGGGUUCACCUGGCAGACAGAGUUUGAGAAGAGACUCUGUGACGUCCUCUGUGUUUGGGGACAGUCCUAAAGCCCGGGGCCAGGGUCCAGGGUUGGGUCUCACCUCUGAGCAGCUCUGUCUGAUGGCUGGAGGGGAAGGAGGUGGUCCUGGAGGCUUCGGUUCACCUCUGCUGGGGAACGAGACCGAGACCAGGGAGCGGAUGGAGGCCAUGGAGAAGCAGAUCGCCAGCCUGACCGGUCUGCUGCAGAGAGUCCUGAGCAGAGCGCCGGAGGCAGAAAGCCCGGAGAAGAUUGAGUCAGCCAGUGACUGCUCAGGAACUGACACUGGACGAACUAAAAAAAAGAAAGCUUUGACUCCAUCAGCUCCUCUGGCGCUGAUGCCGCCUCCACCUUCAGGACCCAACCAGCCGGUUCCGGUGUCACGUCUACAGAUGCAGCUCCACCUACAGGGUCUGCAGCAGAACACCAACGCUCUGCGUAAACAGCUGUCACAGCUGCGUAACAUGCAGCUGGAGAACCAGGACUCGGUUCUGUCCCUGCUGAGGCAGACUGAGUCGGAGCUGAGCCUCAUGAUGCUCGAUGCCAUGCGGACCCAGGAGGACCCUCUGCAGAGACAGCGCCUCCUGGUGGAGGAGGAGAGACUCAAGUACCUCAACCAGGAGGAGCUUCUCAUCCAGCAGCUGCACGACCUGGAGAAAUCUGUGGAGGAGCUGCAGAGGAACUCGUCCGUUAACCACGGCCUGGUGACGGAGCAGGACGUGGAGCAGAAGAGCAAAGAGCUGAGGAUGCUGGGAGAAACGCUCACUGAACUCAAGAACCAGUUUCCCAGCCUGCAGAGUAAGAUGCGGGUGGUGUUGAGGGUGGAGGUGGAAGCUGUGAAGUUCCUGAAAGAGGAGCCUCACCGCCUGGACGCCCUGCUGAAGCGCUGCAACACCAUGACGGAUGCUCUCAGCACGCUGCGCAGUCUUUUGUCUCCGCCUUGUAUGUUCAGACAAGUGACCGAAGGCGUCUGGAAGAGUCCCGAAGACGUCUCCAACCAGCAGAAGAGAUCCGACGACCUGAACCGAAGCUCCGACCUCGACAUCCUCAACAGCCCUCCGCUCAGCCUCACCGACCUCAGCACCAGCGCCGGCCUCGCCAACUGGAUGCCCGUCACCGGGGGCGACCCGGACGCCUCGGGCCCCGAGCAGGACAACCAGCCCUCCAUGACCUUCAGGAACCGAGUCCUGGACGAGCUGCCGAGCCGACGCCCCGCCGAUAAAUCCGUGUCGGCCGAAGUCAGACUGGCGGCUGAGCGGGACUGGGAGGAGAAACGAGCCAGCUUGACCCAGUUCAGCGCUCAGGACAUCAACCGGCUGCUGGAGGAGACCCAGGCCGAGCUGAUGAAAGCCAUCCCGGACCUGGACUUCGCCGCCAGGCACAUAAACAAGCCGGUGGUGCCCCCCAAGCCCCAGAUCACCAUCCCCAUAACCUCCACCACGGGGUCGGCCCCGGCGACCGGAGGCACCGGGAGCUCGGCCGCCGCCACCACCAUGACCACCACGCCCAGCGGCGACCCGCAGCCCGGCAAGGUGCAGCUGGCGGCCCAGAAGCUGAACAACAUGGAGGGGGGAGGUUCUCAUCGAGGGUCGGUGGACCUCAGUGUGGCCAGAUACCGAACAGAAAAACCCUCCAAGUCUCCUCCUCCACCUCCUCCUCGUAGAAGCUUCCCGUCGGUCCACGGCAUCACCACCAACCGAACCGGAGAGGUCAUCGUCACCAACAAGAGCCUGAAGAUGGAAGAAGACGGUGACUUACCUAAAACUCUGGUGAAGCUGAGGCGGACCCCCUCCGACACGCCCCGACCGGCCUCCACCCCUCCAGUGAUCGCAGCGUCGGCGAUUCAGGACGAAGACGAUGAAGAGAAGAUCAUCGCCGAGCUGGAGAACAGCAGUAACUCUCCAGGCCCGACGAAGGGUCCGACCGUCGCAGCCCGGCUCAAACAUCUCCAACAAGGCAGCCUGGAGAGGCCCAAGACCCGCAAGCAGAAAGAGGAUUUCCCCAAAGUCCAGGGCCAGCAGCAGGUAUUCCACUUCUAAAAACCUCUGACGCUCCGUCUGCCUCUUCCUCUUCCUCUUCUUCUCUGCCGUCACUUCAAAGGAAACUUUCCCCUCUGUGACUCCUGCGAGACGAGAAAAAAAAACUGCAUUAGGCCGAACCAGCAGACGAUUCGAGAUCACACGCUAACCAGAGGGGAGCUAUCUUCAGAUUUUUACCACUUCUUGAUGUGUGUUUUGACAUUUGAGUUACUGGAUCUAACCUAGCUUGCUUAGAGAUCAAGUUCUUUGUCGUACGAGUCUGUCGAUGUUUUGAUUUCCUGAGGAAGGGUCUUGGUGGUGCUUGUGACUGAUCAGACUAGCUUUAUCAUAAUAGUCACAUCUGUUCAUCCUUUUUGCCUCCCAUCAUGCGGAAUAAUCUCCAGUAAUGCCACGGAGUGAUUUCACAUCUCAAGGUCGAAGUGAGGAUGUUUCACCCUGAUCCAGCCACGUUUUCUCCCCCUCAUCCUCCCGUCUUCUCAUCCAUUAAUUACCUCGUGCUGCUCUUUUUCUAUCACCCAUCUUUCAAACCUGGAGGUUAGCAGGCAGCAGCAGUCAGAAGGUGUUUCAGACGUCGGCGUUCUUGGUAAUAAACAGCCUGAAAGGUUCACAUUCCAGCCAAGAGGCCAGUCCAUUAAGCUGCGUUGCUUUCCUUUUAACAGCUGUAAGGUCACGACUUGUUCUGUAAGACGACAAGACGGAGGAAGAAGGUGGAAGGUUACAGAAGGAUGGUUUUGUAGAUUUUAGUUUAAUGUCUGCUGGGAGCAAAUUUAAAGGAGAGCAGUGGAGGAAAACAGAAAACAGGAUACAUAUCAAAGCAAAGAAAGGCAGCAAGGAUUUAAAUCUUGUGUGUAUCUGAGAAAAGAGGCUGAGUGGAUUUAUAGCAAUGAAAUAUUCAGUUUCAAGUUAAUUUCAGGUUUAAAAAAUGUAAAUGAUUUCCCUUAAAAAAUCCCAAUAUUCUGGAAAAUUGGCCAGCGUUAAAACAUUUGGAUGCAAGUUGGUCGUUUUUGCAUCUAAAAAUUCAAAAUCCGAUCUCAGCUUGUAGUGAUUAAAUUUAGAAGCUAAAAUUUACAGUAAAUAAUUCAAUAUUGAGCUUCCAUCUUAUCAGCUUACUGGCUCUCGAUCAUGAAGCCCAGAAGACGAAAUAUAUUCUGCGAAAUCAAACCAAUGGAGUAUUUUUUCCAACUAUAGCUGAACCUAUUAGCCUUGUUUUUGAUUAAUGAUUCAAUUAAUUCACCAAUUAUUUUCACUUCUUAAUUGUUUGGUCUAAAAAUAGCGAAAAACACGUCAUUCAUCCCAAGAUGGCCUCUUUCAGUGUCUUGUGUCGUCCAACCAAAACCCCCAAAUCCUACAUUACUCACUUUAUAUUUAUAUAUAACAGAGAAAUGCAACAUUUGUAGCUAUUAAUUGUUGAAAAUUACACUUCUAACAUUUCUUUCCUCCCACAAAUGCCCUGGUAAUCCCCUUCCUGCACACACAGACUUUAAAUAAACGUCCAGACUCAGCUGUUGGUUUGAAUGAGGAAGGAACAAACAGUUUCACUUGAUUUUCUCAUGGUUGCUGAUGCCCUGAUUAUCUACAAUACUGUAACCACGUGUCACCAGGACUUGAAUGAGAAAAUGCUGCAUGAAAUCACUCGAGAUUGGACACAAAACAACAAGAUUUACGUAAGAAUUUUACUUCCUACUGAAUCGAUUCACAAAAAAUAACAUUUCAGUGCAUUUUUGAUUUAAUCUUUGCAAACCAGAGUUUUGUGUGUAUUUGGUACUUAUUACCAGGAAGCUCCAACAACUAAAAGCAUCUGACCAGCACAGACUGCUGCACUUUAAUUAAACUCCUAUAGUGUGAAGGCAACAGCUGCAUUACUGACUUUGCACAGUUCUAAAACCAGUUAUGUUGGCCAUUAAAUUAUACCAGUUUCAUUAUUUUUAUGCAGAAAGGCGACUUGCUUCCAAGCAAUUCUGACUGAUUAAUUGUAGAUUGAGGGUAUAAAUCUUCAGUUUCUGCCACAGACUUCAUGCCAUAUUCUCCUCUUCCACUAUCCUCAUGUCUGCAUUUUCAAAAUUCCUUUCACUACAAUAAACUAGAACCUCCAAGCUGCAGCCUGCACAUCGAAUAUAAAAGGUUUUGCUGAUGAUGCUGUCUUUUUCCCAACGCUAUUACAAGAGCGCUGUCGCAGUGAUUUGUUAACCCUCUGAACCCUGAACAGUUUCUGAUCAUUUUUUGUGCGUUUUUCCUCUCUGUGGACUCAUUUUUCACUCCAACAUAAAGUCCUGCACCUCUGCGGAAACAAAACAACCGUGAACAUGUAGAGAGAACUCAGAAACAUGACGUCUGUAAAGGAUGACGCAAUUAGAAGGGCAUAUAUCAUGAAAAAGGAAGAAUAGAAGAUGACUUUCUUUAAUUUAUUUGAAAAAUUUAAAAUACAAUAGAAAUAACAUGCCCAAAAACUCUCCAAAUGUCCACAGAUAUUACCGAUUGUGGAAGUAAUUGUGAUUCUAUUGUGACUCUGUAUUCUACAGAUAAUUACUUACAAUUUGAUAUCUGCUUUGUAUAAACGCUACCUGCAGUUCAGCCAAAAACUCUGAAUUUUUGCCGCAUGACUGUUGGUCUCAGCUGAGUCAGUCAUGUUUUAUUUGCACUGACAAGCACAGAAUUAUUCACUUUUUACAGAACCCGUUUAGUGCAAAUGGAUCAUUUUUGGUGAAUUUCUAAAGACUUGUAGAAUAAAGUGAUUUUGAUUAUGUUGAAAUAUCACAAUUUUAACUUUAGAUUGGGAUAAUUUUGCUGGCAGAACGCUAAAUCACAGAUGAAUUUUUACAGUUUUCUGUUCUGAUAAAUGGUGUAAUUUCGCCAGUUUUUAAAGUUAAAUUGUGUUUCAUAUCUGCUGAAACACGUUGGGGUUCAGACGGUUAAACCACCGACUUCAAAUGACCCUCCAGCAGUGUUAUAAGAAUCAAAACUGAGUAUUUAAACCACCAGUUUGUUGCUGAACACACAUUGAGCUUCAGGUGAGAUGAAGGAGGCCGGUCAGUGUGAGCAGCAGGUUAAACUCUCAGCUGGUGAAUCCUAAAGCCGGCGGUUAGAUGUGAAGCUCCACUCGUCUUAUCUGCUGCUGCAGACGCUCCUGGCUGCCUCGGACCUCGGACACCGUCCUCUUUUUAACAAAAAAGGCUUUCAGAAAAUAAAAGGGACACAGAUCCAGCUCAGCCAGGCGGCCUCAUCUUCACCCCCAGUCCUCAGCUCCAUUUUUAGCCACAUUUGGAGCCAUUUUCAGGGUCGUGGUUUGAUUAAUUAAUGGAUUUAACACUGAAAGCAGCUCGUCCACGUGAGCCCAGGUGUGGUUUGAUAUGUAAAUGUUAGAUUCGUGUAUGAGAAAGGACGGCAUCUUAUACAAUACCUCACAUUAGCAGCAACAGCCGUUAGCACAUGGCUAACGUGUCUGACCUCCACUUGAUACGCAACGCCAUCUGGGCGACUUCCUCCACAAACACUCAGCGAUGAUUAAUAUUCAGACUGUGUCCUCAACUGGUCUGAAUAUUAACCAAGUUUAUUCAUUUCCAUUUUUGCUUUUUAAAAAUUCAUGAUUUUAUCCAGACGAAGCCUGAAAGCAAAUAUUAUUCUGUCUUUAACACGGAUAUGAUUUGAGAUAAUGUCAUCAAACACGGUGUUAUUAUUAUUCUCUUCCAUUAUCCUGUUAAACUGUCAUCACAAGCUGGGUUUAUCUGUAGAAUUGUAGCUUAAACAUACAGACGAGUAAUUAUAGAGAUUUAAAGCAUCUCUGCACUGCACAAAUGAAGCCCCACGUGUCCAAUAAAUCUGACCGUUAAAUACAAAGAAGUAAAAACUGUUAUAUACAUUGAUCAGAAGUUAGACUCUCAGCCAUUGUAAUUGCAUUUUUAUUAAUAUUUAGUAUGUUUUCACUCAUGUCCUAUUAUGGGUAAAAGAUGCAGUAAAAUCCACUUCAAAGGCAAAACACAAUUAAUACAUAUAGGUUUAACAACCUUAAUAAAACUACUUUGAUUGUAUAAUUAGAAUUAUUCUGGCAUUAAAAUAUGUACUUUAUUUAAAAACAGUGUUCCAGACUUACAAUAAAAUAUAAAAUGGAGCUAAAAGCGAAUAUCUGUACCUGUGUAGCUGCAGCAUUCUGGCUGUAUAAUCCGGUAUCUUUGCGGCUAAUGCUAGCUAAAGCUAAAUGUGUAGAUUUUUGAUUAGUUUACAAUUGUAACUGUAAAUGACCCAAUUUAUUGAACUUUUUUUAUUUUUAUGUAUUUUUAUUCCACAUACAGUAACUGGGUGACACAUUAAUUCAGCUAAUAUUGAAUGCAGUCAUGCAAAACCACAGCUAAACACCUGCUAAAGCUAACCUGAAGCUAGCUAGCUUAGUAGUAGAGCUGCAAGAAUUAAUCAACUAGUCAACUAUUGAAUUAAUGGCCAACUAUUCUGACAAUCAAAUAAUCGGUCUGAGUAAUGUUUUAAGAAGAAAAUCACAGUUUUAUGAUUUUGUUGCCUCUUAAAUUGACUUUGUAAUCUCUGCAGCUAACGUGGGCUAAAGCUAAAUGUGAACGUCUAGAUUUUUGACUAGUUUUCAAUUCUAACUGAAAAUGACCAAAUUUAAUGAACUUUUAAAAAAACAUUUUGUAUUUUUUUCCACAUAAAGUAACUGGGCAAGGUGUUAAUUUAGCUGGCAUUGAAUGCAGUCAUAUAAAACCACAGCUAAACACCUGCUAACGCUAACCUGAAGCUAGCUAGCCUGGCAGUAGCGCUGCAAGGAUUGACUGAAUUAUUCUCCAACUAUUCUGACAAUCAAGUAAUCGGUUCAAGUAAUGUUUAAAGAAAAUUCUCUGAUUGCAGCCUCUUAAAUUUGAAUAUUUUCUCUUUUUUUGUGAACAAAAGACAUUUUAGGAUGUAAUCUUCAGUUUUGGGAAACAUUUUUCAUGAUUAUUUUAGACAUUUAAUAAGCCAAAAUACUAAGCAAUAGACCCUUUAUUUGUUUACAAACAUUGUGACGUUUUUUUGUGGGCGGGGCUUAUGCUGGAGGCAAAAGCUGAGCGAGAAGUCAAGCGGGACUGGGAGUAUAUAGUUUGCGCUGGGAGUUUGCGCUGCAAACUCGAGCAUUUUUAACCCGUUAAACUUCAGUGUACCGCCGGCGGUACACUUACUAAUUUGCAUAGGAAUUUAAAGAAUGUCCGAAGGCUGCAAACGCGAUUAUAUAAACACUAUGCGCCGAUGGAAAGCUUAGAUUCUCAUGAAUCCACCGGUAUAAACCACUUUCAGAUGUGAUUACCACAGCGGGUAAUAUAAACACAUUUGUCCGACAAACAACGAAUAUCCAUCCAUCCUUUCUCUGUACACGGCUUCAACGUACACGACGCAACUCACAUUUCCGGGUUCAUUAUUACACACAGAUGAAAAUAUUCCACAAAAAACGGCCAUAAUCCAACCUUGGACAUCCAGACGACACAAGCCAGUAAACUAUUUUGUCCAAAACAUGUCUUGAAGUCGGUGUAAAAUCCCCGAAUCGGUCGUUUUCGAGGAAAUGCACCUCGCGAUGCGCGUCCAAUAUUCCCUGUAUUUCUCGUCAUAUUUUUUAUUUACAAAUAGAAUUUUAGCAAUUUUUUGUACUGAAAACGGCUGGAAUUGACUGCAGCUGAUCGUCUCUGUCCAGUCUUUUAGCCUCAGUGCAUUUAACCACAACUGUCUUCGUUCCCUCUGAGCACGAGUGUUCGGUGGAAUCCUAUAAAACUUUAAUUUGCGUUCGCCAAUGUCAUUCCUCCUAUUCUGGCAUCCAAAAACACAGCAGGACGACAUUUUAGAAAAGUUGAUAGAGCCUAGUCCCUCAGUCUUUCGCCUUUCGGUCACGGCCGCGGGCUUCCCCUUUUGCCUCCAGCUAAAGCUGUGACGUCAUUCGUGACGUGGGUCAUUAAAGGGUCUAUUAAUCAAGAAAAUCAUCAACAAAUUAAGCAACAAUAGAAAUAGCCAUUAACUGCAGGUCUAUUUCUCAUUACCUGCUAUUGAUAACUUUUGGUGUUAUAAAUUGUUGAUUUUUAUUCUUAUAUUCAGUUAAAUAUGAAUGCUAGAAAUUGCACUCAGACUUAUAGAACCUACUUUCUAUGAGCUGCAGGCAUAAAAUAAUCAAAAUAACAUUUAUUUUAUUGAACAGUCUAGUUAAAAAUGGACAAUAGCGAUGAAAGAACAUUUUUCAUUGAAUUCAGUGAAGGUUACCUGGAAGCAGAGUGUAGUAUUUAAUGUUGAUAGAUAUUAUGAAGGUUGUUUCACAAUGAUUUAUGUAAAAGAGGUAAAAAUAAUCACUCUAAAGGGAGUAAAAUUACAGCUUUGCAGCCUUUAUUUAAUGCACUGUUCUUGUAUUUAUGAUGCUUUGCCUUUGAAUGGUGGUGUCAAGUUUCUCCUGACUAUUAGACAGCAACAUCUACAGGAUAUGUGACCAAAACUGUCAUAUUUUAUCUCAAAAUGACAAGAGUUAUCAUUUUCUUAUCCUGUUCAGGCUUGUUUUUGUCACAAACAGUGGCGUAGUUGCACUUUGUGUGUUGUUUAUUUUAUGAGUUUGACUGAGAAGCUGCUGCUGUGCUGCACAAAAAAGGCGGAGCGCUUUAAAAUCCCUUUUCUUGGCUGGGCGGUGUAGACGUCUCUGCUCGUCCUUUUGUUCCUCAGAUGUAGCAUCGUCCCCCCCUUAGGCUCCAGCAGCACCUCGUCACCUCAAACUGUUUCUUUUCAUGGUUCAACUUCAGCUGUUGUCAAACUCCGAUUCUUCCCCCUCGUUUCCACACAGCGACAGACGAUGUGCAGGGCAGCAUUGUUCUCCAGGCAUCUUUACUCUGCAGAGAAUCCACAUUCUGAUCCACGUACUCAGAUUCUGUUUUGAUCUUUAGAGACAUUAUAGUGCUGAGGAUUCAUACUCCAAAGGAUAAUUGUGGUUUACCACGAUUUGGGUUUCAUUUUGUUGUAGAAAUAGGAGUUACUAGGAAUCUGAUGAGGCAAGAAACACAUUUAAGUUGUAAACAAACCUCCACGUUAGCUGAUUUUAUUUGUUAAAGAAAACCAACAUGAAGGUUUAAAUAUCAGUUUCUGCUUCAACUUCUUGCUGUAAUUGUGUUCGUGCAGCUUUUCUGUGCAACAAGGAAUCAUUACCUGCAUUUCAAGUGGGCUCACUUUUGGUUUUAUCUCCAAACAAAACACAUUUUAGAGGAAAAUUUAUCUUUUUGUUCUCUGUUUGAAUUCAGCUUUCAAUAUUUGCAGGCAGCUGAAGCUAAAAAUUAAUUAGUCUGCAGAUUGUUUACGUGGCAGACGUUGCUCAUUGAACAAGACAAUGAAUAUAAUAUACAAAUGCAACGAAUGAACUAGAAAUAUUUAAAAUUUUAAGUUUUUAGGUGUUAAUAUUUUGUGUUUAAAGAUUUUUCCAACUAUUUAAAGACAUUUAAACCCUCUUUAUCAAGUAAGGUAAACCGAUUUAUACCCUGAAUAGACCGAAAUAAAAUGUUUAAUAUGACUCCUCACUCUUGAGAAGAUAAUCUGAAUAGAUUUUAUUCUAUUCACUAUUUUUUGCCGAAUAAAACCUUCAUAAAAUACAGAACACAUGUGCAACCCUGCCUUCAUUUUAAGGCAGCAUUGAAGGUAUUGCAUUUCCACACCAGUGUUUACAUUUAUUCCUAGCUUUGAGUUUUGUUUUGUUUUGUUUUUUUGCUACUUGGAGGCAGCAGAACACACCGUGGUAGCAGAACAAGUUAUAUAGAAACAGCAAAAUUAGAAAAAAAGUUGGUGGUGGAGACCAAAAUCAGAGCUAAAAAAAUAGUCAGUGAGCUCUAAAUGAAUUGUAACAAUGAAGAUAUGGCAAUAAAAGUGUUUCCAACGGACAUUUCCAUGCAUUUUAGAAAUAUUGCAUCAGAAAAGCUCAACUGAAAUGGGAAAAUUAGAAAAAAUUGGUGGUGGAGACCAAAAACAGAGCUACAAGAGUCACUUAAAUUAAUAUGUGGCUCCAAAUUAAUGAAUACUGUGAAGACAUGUCAAUAACUCUGUUUACAGAGCAUCUUUUUUUGCACUUUUUAAAGUAUUGCAUUAGAAAAGGUUAGCAAAAUUAGCACAAGUAGAAAAAAAAUAUGUUGGUUAAGAUCAAAACGGAGCGAAAAAAGUGAUUAAAAUUUGUAGUAUGGCUCUAAAUGAAUGAUAACUAUGAGUCGUGUUUCCAUUAUAUGUUUGUUUAUGCACAUUUGUACAGUAUAACAUCAGCAAAUUACACAAAAUUGAAAAAUAUUCUCAAUUUUGUGAGAAUGUCUUGAGAGAAAAUGUAAAUUACAAAAAUGAUGAAAUCAGAUUAACGUGCAAAGGUUUUGUGUAGAUACAUGAUGCACAAAAAUAAAAGGAGAAUUGGAAGAUACUUUAAUUACAACUUAACAUCAUAACCUUAUCAUUGCAGUUAAUUUCAUUUGUUUGCUUUUAGUUGCUGAUGACUUUCAGAGCUACAUUUCUAUCAGUAAAGUUUAUUUUUGUAGUGAGUUGUCUGUUUACAGGAAGACUGAGAUGUUGGCAGAUCUCCAAAGUUAUUUAAAAAUGAACAAAAUGCACAAAAUGAAACUCGAGUUGUGAUAAACUCUUUGAGCCCUGAAUUUACCCGAUGUCCUUGUCUUCCUGCUGUAAACCGUAAUUAAUCUUCCUGAUGUAUCUUUGAGGAUGAACGAACCUUCUGUGAGGUCCGUGGAGGUGUGAUGGAGGAAGAUGUUCACUGGUCCAUCAGCAGCAUCACUAGUUUUUCCACUUGGUUUGUUUGUUUGGCUCACAGAGGAGUUUCCUGCUGCUGCUGUAAUUUACAGAAACAUCAGAUAUUUUCUCAGCAACAGCCGGAAGAUUCGACCAAGACAGAGCUGUGGUCAGAGAGAAACACACUAGAUGGAUAGAUAGGAUAUAGAAGAGAUUCCUCCUCCUGUUUCCUUCCGUUUCACCCCUCAUUUCCUUCAUCCAACUCUUCUCCUUUACUUUAUCUCUACUUUUCCUCCUGUCCCUCCUCCAUCUUCUUUCUACCAUUUCCUUGUUUUUUUCCUCCUUAUUUUUUCUGUUCUAACUUUUCCUUUUCUUUGUCUAUCUUGUGUUCUCUCCUUAUCUCUUUCUAUCUCUUCUGCAUUCAUAAUCUUGUCUCCUUGUUCUUACCUCCUUUCAUUUUCCUAUCUCUUCACUCUUUUUUUCCCUCUUUUCCUUAUCUUGUCUCCUUUUAUCGCUUCUACUUUCCUAAUCUUAUCUCCUUUUCUUAUCUCUUCCCCUUUUCAUAUCUCCUUUCUUAUCUCCUUUCCUUUCCUUAUGUCAUCUCCUUUUCUCAUCUCCUUACAUUUUAUCUCGUUGCCUUUUUUAUCAUCUCCUUUCCUCAUUUUCUGUCCUUUCCUUAUCUCCUCUCUGUUUCUUGUCUCAACUUUCUCAUCUUCUCUAUUUUCCUCAUGUCCUUUCCUUUCCUUAUCUCCUUUGUAUCUCCUCUCUCCCAUCCUUAUCUCUUAUUUCCUUAUCUUCUAUCCUUUUAUCUCUUCUACUUUCCUAAUCCUGUGUCCUUUUCUUGCCUUCUCUCCUUUUCUUAUCUACUCUCAUUUCUUUGUCAUCUCCUUUUCUCUUCUCCUUUCUUUAUCGCUUCACCUUUUUUGCUAUCUGCUUUCCUUGUCUCAUCUCCUUUCCUCAUUUUCUCUCCUUUUCUUAUUUCCCUUUCUCGUCUCCUUUCCUUAUCUUCUUUUUUCUCCUUAUCUCUGCUUCAUCCCUUUUCCCUUUUCAUAUCUCCUCUUCUUUCCUUAUCUCAUCUCCUUUCCUCAUUUUCUAUCAUUCCUUAUUUCCUUUCUCCUUUUUGUAUCUUAUCUUCUCUCCUUUCCUUAUCUUAUCUCCUUUUUUCUCCUCAUCAUUCUUUCGUUCCAUUUUUCCCUUUCAUAUAUCCUUUUUAAUCUCCCUUCCUUACCUCAUCUCCUUGUCUUAUCUCAUAUCCUUUCCUUGUUUUCACUCCUUUCCUUAUCUCCUCUCUCCUCUCCUAAUCUGACCUUUAUUUCAUUUCUAUUGUCCUUAUCUCCUUUUCUGUCCUUAUCUCAUUUCCUUGUCUUCAAUCUUUCUUUUUUCUCCUUAUCCCUGAUUUACACCCUUUUCCCUUUCCUCAUUUCCUCUCCUUUUGACUCCUUACCACUUUUCUUUCUGUAUAUCUUUUCUUCUUUCCUUUCCCUAUCUCCUUUUGAUCUUCCAACCAUUCCUUUCACCACUUCAAAUUCAUCUUUUCUUCCUUUCUGUCCUUAUUUCCUCUGUUCAUCUUCUUAUCUCCUUCCUUGUUUCCUCUUCUUAUUUUACCUUUGCUUGCUUCCCUGUUUUCCUCACCUCUUCCUUCUUUACUUGUCUCCUGUCCUUGCUUCCUUCGAUCUCUACAUUUCCUUCCUCACUCUGCAUGCCACAGCAAAAGCAGAAAAAAAGAAGCAGAAGAACAAGAAAAAAAUCUGAAUCUGUUCAGGUUUUGUGUCUCCCAGCUCUGACAGCAGCUCUGUGAUCGUAUUUUCUGGCUGUUUGCAGCUCGACACAUCUUCCUCAUCAUCUUCAUCAUCUUACCGCGAGCACAAGGACCGUCGUCACGCCGAUGCACCGUCGUCCAAUCAGAUGGAGUCUUGGUAGCGCGUGGUGGCAUCUCAUAACUCACAGAUGAAACAUUUAACAACAAAAAACAAACUUGAAAUACAUUUGUCUGUUUGUAAAUUUUCAUUUUUGUCUUUUUGUUCCUUUUCCCCUCCCUCUCACUGCUUCUCGUUCCCAUUCAAAUUUUUCCUUUUGUUUGCUCUCGAAUCUCCUCCCUCCCUGCUUUGCUUGUACUCGGGGCAGAGCUGAGCUUUUUGUCGCCGUCGCUGUCACAGCUGAAGCGCCGCUCGCUGAUCUGGCCAAUCAUCAUCAGUUUCGCUGACGUUUCCCUUCACUGCUUCUUUUGGUCCGUGAGCCGACUUCUUUUUCUUUCUCCUCUACUUCUUGCUUUGCCCCUUUUUCAUCCUCUGUCUGCUUCUCAGGUCUCUCAGGUCUCGGCCGGACUAAUGGGGAGUGAGUACUCACUUCAUUCUGUUUUUUUUGGACUCCUGAUUCCCAGAUGUGAGAUUUUGUCAUUUGAACAGUUUGCGUGACUUUACGAGCUGAAGGUCACCAAAUUACUCAAACAGGAGUGUGUAAAAAUGAUGAAAUUUCUCCUUUAAUCACACUGUGGCUCUGUGUUGUACGCUUGGAGGAACCUGCAUCGUGAAGCAGUGUCGGGAAUCCACCUCUAACUUGUUUGCUGCAAAUCCAUCUUCCACCGUAACCAAACACAACAUCUGUGUCCCAAUUCCACACUAAUUUAAGAGCACUCAAAAUAGUCUGUAUGCAUAUUAAAAAAGGAGAAUAUACAAACAAUAAAGCAGCAAAAAAGCUGCCAGAAUACUAAAUAAUGUCCACGCAUGCUGCUGUAUUACAGGACUGUCCUUAGUAUUCAUAUUAUUCACAGAUAAAUUGUACAUUGAUUCACAUUCAGAGCACAUAAAUCAACAUGAACUACUUACAGCAGCUGCAGCCGGUCGUGCUUUUAACAGAUAAUAUUGUCCCUUUAUUGUGAAAUAUAAGCAACUGGUAAAUAUAAAGUGAACUCCAUGCAUUUUAUUGACAUGUAAGAGACAGAUAAAAGAAAAAGUAAGCAGCAGAGUUGGAGAUGACCUUUAGGAACAUAAAUAUGGGAGUACAUUAUUUACAAUAUCUGAAAAAUAGUCAUCUUGUAGCAACAGUCGCCAUUUUUAGUCACUAAUCAAGUUACUUUGAUCUCAUCCGCUGUAAUUCAUCAUUCACAGGCUUCCCUGUUGUUUUUUUUGCCUUCUUGGAAUUCUUGUAAAUUUUUGUUUAUAAAAGUACUUUAUGAAGUUAUUAUUACAUAUAGGAUCCCCCAUUCUUUGUUUACAUCUGCUGUCACGCUAUUGUUGUAAACGGAUACAAUUUUAUCAGCAUUUAAAGUUGUAAACAUGGCUAACGCUUUACCUAACGGCUAACUGCACUUAGCAACAUUAGCAUUUAUCUAGUGCCGUAUUACUGAUGAUGCUACAAAUAUAGCUCCAAUAUUUCCCAUCGGUUUCAGCUCUGUUUUAGUUUUAACAAACUUGGAAGAAAAAUGUCUUUGUUUUUGGUGCUAAACUUUUUAGUAGCUCCGUGUUAAAUUUGAUGCUCAGCUGUUAGCGUUGUCAAGUUAGCUAUUAAGCUAGUUUGGUUGAAGAGACUUCAAAGCUUUGCAGAAUUUCAGGCUUACAGUCUUUUGUUAUGAUUAUCAUUCACAGUUAAGCUCUAAAUUAUUCAUAAUCGUGUGAAUUCUGGAUGCAAAGUUUAAAUACUUGCCUUAAUAAUUGGCAGUAUUAUCAAUCAAUGAUUUUUAUUUUGUGAUGUUUUAGUCAACAAAUAAGUGAUCUGGGUAACUGGAAUUAGUCCUUAUUCAUACAGGCUGCUCUUAAACACAUUAUUUCUGGUUGGAGGUCAUUAAUCAGCACAAACAUCUGUCAUGGUGCCCGUUGCACUUUAUGGUAACUUUAUUGUACCUGAAGUAUAUAUUAUUUAUGAUAAUGGUAGCAGAUUUGGACUUGGUAUCAACAAAUACUAAACAAGAAAAGAGAAAGCAGUGCUCUGCCAAGGCUGCUCAAUCGUAUCAUUUCCGACAGAAGAAAUCUUCACUAAAAAAAUAAUUUGUGGUGAGCACAAGUGUGUGUUAUGCAUGUGCACGUUAUGUAAGGAUAACAAAUUGUGUGACCUAAAUAUGUAGCAGGCGGCGGGAGUUGAUGGACUCAGAAACACCCCCACAAUUUAAUCAAUUGUUUCUUGUAUGAAUUCCGAUGGAUCAGUCCUGAUAAGUCCUCAGCAGUCAAUUUGUAAUAAUAAUAAUAAUAAUAAUAAUAACUUUAUUUAUAAACCGCUUUUCAUCAAAGUGCUGUAUACAGAAAUAAAAACAAUAAAAACAGAUAAAUAAAAACAGAUAAAGACGGUAAAAACAGAUAAAAACAAUAAAAUAGAACAAUAAAAAAAGACAACAACAAUUUAAUAUCCAUAUAUAAAAGAAAAGAGGUGGGUCUUCAGCUUAGUUUUAAAUACAUUAAUGGACGAUGCCUGUCUGAUUUCAGCAGGUAGACUGUUCCACAAUGUUGGCGCCCGGAAAGAAAAAGCCCGUUCCCCCACUGUCUUUUUACAGACCUUCGGGAUAUUCAGAAGUCCAAUCCCCUGAGAACGGAGACCCCGAGCGGGGACAUACAGAUUCAGCAGGCUGGAUAAAUAAGACGGGGCAAUUCCAUUAACAAUUUUCUAGGUUAGUAGCAGCACCUUAAAGUCUGCUCUAACAUGAACUGUAGCCAAAGCAGAGAGGCCAGCACUGGAGCAAUAUGCUCGUAUUUACUUGUUCUGGUCAGAACGCGAGCUGCGCUCUGAACCAUCUGCAGACCAUGAAGGCUCUUCAUUGGCAGACCUGAUAAAAGGACAUUGCAAUAGUGCAACCAUGAGGAAACAAAAGCGUGAAUUAGGACCUCAGCAUCCUGAAAUGACAGACUUGGUCUGAUUUUAGAGAUAUUUCUGAGGUGGAAAAAGGCCAAUCUGGUCACCUCUUUAAUAUGGAAUUUAAAUGAGAGGGUUUUAUCAAGGAGUACACCAAGAUUCUUAACUCUGUCUUUACAAUGAAUAGCACAGUCAUCCAAAGACAGUAAAGUCUUCAAGCAGAGGAUCAACACUUUCAGGUCCAAUCACCAUCAUUUCAGUCUUGGCAGAAUUCAGGAGCAGGAAAUUCGUUGAUAGCCAGCUCCUAACAGCUGAGAGACAGGUAGUAGGAUCACAAUCAUGUGAUCAUUAGCAGACAGCUGAUGUAGUGUUCACUUGUUGUCAUGGUUACAGCUAUCUCACAAUGAUACAGAAAUCUUUAACAAAUCUUGAACAAAUCUGUGGAUCCAGACAACAAAAGGUUCUUUACAACAUCCUCAACCUAUGGCGUUUUGUGGUUAUGUUGCCAUCGCCCAUAAAUUUAUUAAGAGAGUCUUGUUUCAUCAUUCCAACGUAUGGCGUUUGGAACAUUGAAACAAAUUUGCGUGGAAACUAUUUGGAGAGCGGAGUGGUGAACACGUCGUCACGCGGCGCAAUAUGAGGAAGACAGCUUUGUUUACAUGUGCUGGUUGUAAGCCACGUACAUCGCAGUAUGUGAGUUCCGACUUACGGCUAAAAUCCAGUUACGUCGCGCCGUAUGAAGGGAAUUCCAACUUAAGUCGAGGACCCCCUGUAUAAGCCCCAUCACUGGCAAAAUCUAAACACUUGCUCCUUGUGUCAUUUCUGACCUUCCUUGAAAAUUUCAUCCAAAUUCAUUUGUCCAUUUUUAAAUAAUAUUGCUACCAGACAGACUGACCAAUGGUCACAGUUCCCACUAAAAUUCUGACUCCUAUCGCAAUACCUGUCAAAAAUAAUAGCUAUGGCUCUGCAUGUUGUAUCGUUUAUUUCUGUUUAAGCCUCAAAACUUGUCAAAUUAAUCUCAACAAGAAUGAAAUAUAUGAAAUUUGGGAUUACUAAAAGUCAGUAGAACCUAUCAAAAUUAAUUCACUUUAUGUCAAAAUACUCCGAAAGGCUUCAUUUGUGGAUUAAAUCACAUUUUAGUUUGAUUCUUUGUCUUCCAGCUUCCAAUUUUCUCUUAUAAAAUUUAGAAUUUUGAUUUGAUUAGCCUUAAACUGUGUGCAAAUCUCUUGGAACUAUUCUCAUAUCUUACGGCUACACGAAAGAAUUUUACCUAAGUUUCAGGAAAUUAGCUGAAUUAUACAAGACCUGUAAAAUUAGGAUUCUGAUCUUUAAAAAUCCAGCAAAAACAAUGUUAAUUUCUUCCUUAUUCCCAGCAAAAUAUUUGCUAACUGUAACAGUAUUUAGAACAUACAGUUAGUACAAAGUGUGAAACUGGGACACAGAUGAUGUUUUACUCACAUUUUGUUUGCAACAAUUUGUGUUUUUUAGAGUUGAACCCUUCCAAAAAUAAUUUAUUCCUAAUGGUACCUUGAAUGUGGUGAGCUAGUUCGGAUUAAAACCCAGAAAUGUAGAAAUAUAGUGAGUUGGGAUGACGGAUGAUGGUUUUUGUCGUGUGAAACGAAUCUAAAAUGACGAGAUAAAUCAUCCUGCACACUGUGCUGCUGCAGGGAAAUCUGACUCUGAGUGUGUAUUUAUACCACUGGCAGAAAUUAAAUCAGUAUUUACAUUUAUGGAAUGUAUUAGUAGCCUCAGAGAUAGCAUUAAACGCUAGCACGGAAAUAGAGAAAAAAAACGCAGUUAAAGUAUAACCUGAACCACUUCACAGAUAAAUUGUAUGUAUAUUAUAUGACCAUUUAGUUUUUUGUUUUGAAGAGGUCGCUUUAUUAACAUGUAAAAAGAAAAGUGUCAUCUAUGUUUUAUAUAAUCAAGCUUUUUUUGUAUUUUUAUACUUGAAGAAGAGGAUUCAUAAGCAUGUAACACAUUUAUUCUGUAAAUUAUUAUUUUUCUGCGUUGGAGAUUCUUUUAUUUUUUCUGCUGAACCAUGAAACAAACCAUGAUCACACUUUGUUGUAGAGACCAGGAGGUGCUCCAGAGGGUUGUGAUGGACUGAAAUAGUGCCACCGCAUUUAUAAAAAGCACAUAAAAACGAUCACCUCACUGAUAGGAAGCCCCAUUUUGUAGCUGUUAUCCUCUAUUAUAACCAAUAGUGUGCGUACACUACACAGAUUAUACAGUUUAUUGAUGGUUUCUUGAUGAAUGUGUGAUUGUCCAAACCAUUUGUGGAUGUUAAAUCAUGUAUAUAAACCCAAAUAAUAUAUUCCAAAAUUGAUUUUAUGUGAAAUUUUUAUAGAAGUUAAAAAAAAAAAAAAAACUACUACUCCAAAAUGGCAUGCAUACUGUAUACAUUCCUGGAAAAUCUGCACGCUGGGUCAACAGAGGUCUCAUUUUCUUGUCAAUAAUUCUGUGUAUACUUGUGAGUGUAUGAUAGAGUAAACAAAAAUUGUACAGUAAUCUAGAUUUUUGUAUUAUGUUCGAAAUGGGUAGCCCCUUUUACUGUCAGAAUAAAGAAAAAUAACGACUACUAUAACCGUCAAGAAAGAUAUCUGAAUGAUAUUGUAUAUCAACUAAACGCUGUUUCAUCCAGUCUGAGAGUGAUGCUUGCUGUGUGGGGUAAGUGUUUGUUUGUGAAUUGUGAAGAAGAAUGACAAAACUACUACAAAGUCAGUAUAACUAAAGACCAACUAAACCGUGCAAAACACAACGCAACUUUGUGUAUGGAACGUACAAGUUGCCGCUUCGUGUGAGAAAAAAUCAAAUGAAAAGGUUGCUGCUUUUGUACAUUCCUGUUGUGUUUUUGUGACAAUAAAGGUGACCCUCUUAUA
Acanthochromis polyacanthus (spiny chromis) is the source of this 20471-nucleotide messenger RNA. Its product is annotated as SRC kinase signaling inhibitor 1-like. The record is from RefSeq and is a predicted model, not a curated record. Gene Ontology annotation, cellular component: cytoplasm; actin cytoskeleton; postsynaptic density. NCBI's taxonomy places the organism in Eukaryota, Metazoa, Chordata, Actinopteri, Pomacentridae. The transcript is spliced from 19 exons. The coding region runs from base 478 to 4101 and encodes 1207 amino acids. Gene Ontology annotation, biological process: regulation of dendritic spine morphogenesis.